AUGGGGCCCCCUACUGACCCCGGGCCCUUGGGCAGUGCCCGAGUUUCCAAAUGUUCAGUCCGCCCCUGGGGACAUGUACACUGAUCAUCAGGGCACUGAUGAUCAGUGUAGCCCUAGCAGUGCCAUCUGUCAGUGUCCAUCAGUGCCUUGUGUCAAUGUUCAUCAGUGCCUCGUGCCAGUGCCCAUCAGUGCCACAUCAGUGCCACAUAUCAGUGCCUACCAGUGCACAUCAAUGCCACAUAUCAGUGCCCAUCUGAGCUGCCUUUCAGUGUCACCCAUCAGUGCCAGUCAGUGCCACAUAUCAAUGCCAAUCAGUGCCACCUAUCAGUGCUGCCAGUCAGUUCCGCAUAACAGUGCCAGUCAGUGCUGCCUAACAGUGCCAGCCAGUGCCGCCUAUCAGUGCCAAUCAGUGCCGCCUAUCAGUGCCAUGUAUCAGUGCUGCCUUUCAGUGCCCAUCAGUGAUGCCUGUCAAUGCCCAUCAGUGCCACCUACCAGUGCCUCCUCAUCAGUGCCCAUCAGUGCCACCGAUCAGUGUCCAUCAGUGCAGCCUAUCAGUGCCCAUCAUUGCAGCCUCAUUAGCGCACAUCAGGGAAGGAGAAAAAUCACUUAUUUACAAAAUUUUAUAACAAAAACUAAGAAAAAACUUUUUUUUCAAAAUUUUCAGUGGUUUUUGGUUUGUUUAAGAAAAAAU
Staurois parvus is the source of this 691-nucleotide messenger RNA. NCBI's taxonomy places the organism in Eukaryota, Metazoa, Chordata, Amphibia, Anura, Ranidae. The record is from the annotation of a GenBank genome assembly.